Messenger RNA from Hordeum vulgare subsp. vulgare (domesticated barley), 1525 nucleotides. RefSeq names its product pectin acetylesterase 5-like. Gene Ontology annotation, molecular function: hydrolase activity. NCBI's taxonomy places the organism in Eukaryota, Viridiplantae, Streptophyta, Magnoliopsida, Poales, Poaceae. The transcript has 12 exons. Bases 31 to 1305 code for a protein of 424 amino acids. The record is from RefSeq and is a predicted model, not a curated record.
UGUGAUCCGACCCUCUUGUCCUUGACGGCCAUGGAGCCAAGGACACCCCAGACCGAGCAGCUCCUCCUUCACCCAGAGCAGGGCCGAGACUGCCGUGCAUGGGGCCUCUCGGCGCUAGUCCUGCUCCUGCUGCUACCUUCCGCCGCCGGCCUUCUCCCUCCUUUGCUGUUCCGCGCGCAGCGGCUGGAGACGACAGUCCCCCUGACCCUCCUUGCCGGUGCGCAGGAGAAGGGAGCAGUGUGCUUGGACGGGACCCCGCCGGGAUACCACCUGCAGAGAGGCUCCGGCGACGGCUCGAACAACUGGCUCAUACAUCUACAGGGAGGAGGCUGGUGCAGCACUGUCCAGGAUUGUUCCAGCCGAAGAAAUUCCAGUCUCGGUCUCGGUUCAUCCAACUUCAUGAAACCGAUAUUGUUUGCCGGGAUCCUAGGCAGUGACCAGCAACUGAAUCCUGAUUUCUACAAUUGGAACAAAGUGUAUGUGCGCUACUGCGACGGGGGAUCGUUUUCUGGGGAUGCAGAAGGUCAAGCGCAGGAUGGAAGUACACUUUACUUCAGAGGAUUGCGCAUCUAUGAAGCGGUUAUUGAUGAACUCAUGGAAAAGGGACUUGGCAAUGCUACACAGGCUCUUCUUACAGGCUGUUCUGCUGGUGGUCUAGCCACGAUGCUGCAUUGCGAUGAUUUUAGUGCAAAAUUUCCUCGGGAGGUUUCAAUUAAAUGCCUUGCCGAUGCUGGGUUUUUUCUUGACGUAAAGGAUAUAUCUGGAGAAAGGACCUUUUGGUCUGUCUUUGAUGGUGUUGUUCAACUUCAGAAUCUUAGAAAGGUGUUGCCCAAGGACUGCCUUGCCAAAAAGAAGCCAAAAGAGUGUUUCUUCCCCGCUGAGCUUAUAAAGAGCAUCCGCAGCCCAAUGUUUAUUCUCAACUCCGCAUAUGAUUCAUUUCAGGUACGAUAUGUUCUCAUACCGGAUUCGUUGGCUCCUGAUAAGUCAUGGUUGAGUUGCAAAGAAAAUAUCCGGAACUGCAAUUCCACACAAAUGGAAUUCCUUAACGGAUUCAGGAACACGAUGGUGGAUGCAUUGAAGGUUGUCGAACAUAAAGAGAAAUGGGGAUUGUUCAUUGAUUCAUGCUUCACUCACUGCCAAACGGUCAAUGACACCUCUUGGAAUUCACCAUUCUCCCCGAGGCUUGGAAAUAAGACAAUUGCAGAGGCUGUAGGAGAUUGGCAUUGUGGAAGUAGCCGAAGAGUGAAAGAGAUUGACUGCGAGUACCCAUGCAACCCAACAUGCAGUAGACAGUUGCCUCCAUGAUUUAUUACUACACUUCACUGGAUCGCAACGAGAUUUGCUAUGGAAAGAUUCAAGAAAGAAGGUCCAAAUGCAUCUAGAAUUAUGCAAUGUUGUAUAUCAUAGUGACAACAUGAAAAGUGUAUGCUCAGCCUGAUGACCACACGUCAAGUGAAAAUUUCUGUUGUGUGAAGAUCUGAAAUUAUUCAUUGUACAUGCACCAAUUCAGCACGGGAAAUAUCUG